CUUUAUUUAUUGCAUUCAGAACAAAAUCUCUCGUCAGUGUUGCAAAAUUGUGGUUACUAUCAAGUACUUUUAUCAUCACUCCUCUAAGAAACCAAGAACAUAAUGAUUUCGAAUGUUAUUUUAAUUCUUUUGUCAAUAAUAAUAGUGAAAUUAGUGAGUGAUAUUUUUAAAAUAAUCAAAAAACAAACUUAUUUUAAAACAAAUGGUAUACCACACGAUGCGGCAAUACCUAUUUUUGGUAAUAUGUUAUCAGUAAUAACACGUAAAAAGAAUAUUGGUGAUAUUGUUAAAAAAUUAUAUAACACACAUAAAAAUGCAAAAUACUUUGGAUUUUAUGAUUUUACAAAUCCAGUUAUUGUAAUACGUGAUAUUGAAUUAGUGAAAUCAAUAGCUGUUAAAAAUUUUGAAAGUUUUCCCGAUCAUGGAUUACUUGGACCCGAACCACGUGAUCAAUUAUUUGCAAGAAAUUUAUUUAAUUUAAAAGGUGAACGAUGGCACGAUGUUAGAACAUUAUUAAGUCCUGCAUUUACAUCAAGUAAAAUGAAAAUACUAUAUAAACUUAUUUCCGAUAGUACUAUUAAUUUUGUUGAAUGUUUAUUACAAGAUGAGAAAGGUAAUAAAAUGAGAGAAAUGAAAGAGGUAUUUACACGAUGUACUAAUGAUGUAAUAGCAACAUGUGCUUUUGGAAUAAAUAUUAAUACAAUGGAGAAUCCUAAAAAUGAUUUUUAUCUAUUAGGUAAAGAAGCAACAAAUUUUGAAUCAAUGACAUUGAAAAUUUUUCUAAUGCGUGAAUUUCCAUUGAUUGCAAAAAUUUUUAAUGCUAAAUUAUUAAGAACUGAGGUUAAUAAUUUUUUUAAUGAAACCAUUAGAACAACAAUUAAAAUGCGUGAUACAAUGGGAACAACACGACCUGAUAUGUUACAACUUUUAAUGGAUACUAGAGGUAAAGAUAAAAAAGUUGAUCUUACACCUGAAGAAAUAACAGCACAAGCUUUUGUAUUUUAUUUUGCUGGUUUUGAUACAAUAUCAACAACCAUGUCAUUUGUUGCAUAUGAACUUGCAAUUAAUCCUGAUGUACAAUUACGAUUACAAGAUGAAAUUGAUACAGUUUUACGUGAUUCAAAUGGUGAACCAUCAUUUGAGACAAUUAAAGGAAUGGAAUAUUUAGAUGCAGUACUUAAUGAAACAAUGAGAAAAUAUCCAGUUUUUGCCGCAUUGGAUAGAGUAUGCUCGAGGGAAUUUAAUUUACCGCCAGCUGUACCGGAUGCUAAAUCAAUUGUCGUGAAACCUGGUAUGGUGAUUUGGAUUCCCGUUAUUGGUUAUCAUUAUGAUCCAUUAUAUUAUGAGGAGCCGGAGAAAUUUAAUCCUGAUCGUUUUUUAAAAAAUGGCACCGCCAGCAAUAAGGCAACAACAUUUAUGUCAUUUGGUAUUGGUCCAAGACAAUGUAUUGGAAAUAGAUUUGCAUUAAUGGAAAUAAAGACAGUAUUCUUUCAUUUAUUGGCUAGAUGUAACAUUAGAGUUUGUUCAAAAACAAAUGUACCAUUGGAAUUAAGUAAAAAAUCAAUUGGAUUUGCUGCUAAAGAUGGUUAUUGGGUGAAAUUAGAGAAAAGGGAUAAAAAUUUUUUGUAAUAACAAAUAAAUUUCUUUAACGUUAUUGAUGAUGUAACUUUUAGAAAAUACGAAUUAUAAAUAAAUUAUUCUGAAUAGUAA
Leptopilina boulardi is the source of this 1710-nucleotide messenger RNA. Its product is annotated as cytochrome P450 9e2-like. Lineage: Eukaryota; Metazoa; Arthropoda; Insecta; Hymenoptera; Figitidae. Gene Ontology annotation, molecular function: heme binding; monooxygenase activity; iron ion binding. The coding region runs from base 103 to 1629 and encodes 508 amino acids. The transcript has a single exon. The record is from RefSeq and is a predicted model, not a curated record.